CUUGUUACUAUUAAUUUAAUCUAAAGUGAAUUACUUUCUAAUUAAUUACUCGCAGGAUUAGUGGAAACCUCUCUGUGGGGUUCCCCUUGUUUUUUGGCUUCAAAACAAACAAGCGUCUCUGACCCAAUUCACACAAAAUUUCCACUGUCUUACUCUCUUCUCACGCUUUAGCUCACAUGGAUUAGAUUAUCUUCUUCCUCCGAAAAUUUUCCCUCAUUCAACCUGAAGAAAGUUGAAUACCCCCUUGGAACUUGUGUUUCAGUGAGAUUUUGUGGCAAAAUUUGAGCUUCUUGGAGGUGGGUUUUGCUUUGGUUUGGUUGAGUUUUCUAGGAAGCAUGGAAUUGGAAACAGUUUUUAAAGCUUCCGUGUUUACUGAUGUUUGUGUGUGAAAAAAAUUUCUAUACUUUUGUCCUCUUCUUAGUUCCUGUUACGGCUUUUUAGCACACUUUCAGAUCUUCAAUUCAUCACUUUCAGUUUCAUUUUCUGAGCCGAACCCGCUUCGCCAAAUCGUCAGAAAUUCUUUAAAGAUCAAUCAAAAUCCAAUUUUUUUGGUCUUUGAUAACAGAUAAUGCAAGAUCCAACGUUCCAGGCAAUGAAGCCGCAUUUUCCAGAGCUUGAGCAGCUCAAAUGUCCGCGCUGUGACUCCACCAACACCAAGUUUUGUUACUACAACAACUACAAUCUCUCUCAGCCGCGCCACUUCUGCAAGAAUUGCCGCCGUUACUGGACCAAAGGUGGCGCACUUAGAAACAUCCCCGUAGGCGGUGGUACCCGCAAGAACACCACCAAGAAACGCCAGAAGCCUGAUCCUGAUCCCUCCCGGAUCAACCCGACCCGGAAAUCUCAAGAGCCGUCGCACUCACACACGCAGUCAUUACUGGGGCCUACUUCUUCGCAGGCAGCGGGCGGGGUUUGUGACGGUUCGAACGAGGACGCGGGGAGGAUAUACGGAUUCCCCGUGGAUCAGGAUCAUAAGAUGCUGGACAUUUCAGGGAGCUUCAGCUCGCUCCUGGCGUCGAAUGGUGGGCUGGGAAUUGUCUUGGAUGGGUUGAACCCAAAUGAUUCGGGUUUAAAAAUGGUGCAAAUGGGUGGCUUUGGCGAGAGUUAUAAUUCAGGUGCUAGUUCGGGUCGGGUGUCCGGGUUGAAUCUCCAGGGCGAUAAUAAUGGUGGUGGUGGUGAGAAUUACAUGCAAAGUGGCGGCAGUGGUAGAGGUGCGGGUGGUGAUUCCAGCUGUUGGAGUGUUGGUGGCAAUGGGUGGCCUGAUCUUUCUAUUUACACCCCAGGUCCUAAUUAUCAAUAGAGAGAAAAAGAGAGAGUAUUUUGUUUAUAUAAUUUGGGUUUAAUGAUGUUAAGUAUGGUGAUUAAUUAUGGUAAUUAGAGAUUAAAGUGGUAAAAGAGAGGACCAUUUUGAGGUGCUAUAUGCCAUUCUAGAAAUUUACAUGACAUAUAUAUAUGCAUAGGUAAUUUUAUUCUUGUUUUUUUUUUUUUCCCCUCUUAUGAGGCUUUCCGUGUUGGUUUGUAUGUGUUUUCUCUAAAUGAAAGAAGAAUGGGUAUUUUUAUUUA
Mangifera indica (mango) is the source of this 1563-nucleotide messenger RNA. Its product is annotated as dof zinc finger protein DOF3.1-like. The record is from RefSeq and is a predicted model, not a curated record. The coding region runs from base 569 to 1300 and encodes 243 amino acids. Gene Ontology annotation, biological process: regulation of DNA-templated transcription. The transcript has a single exon. Gene Ontology annotation, molecular function: DNA-binding transcription factor activity; DNA binding. Lineage: Eukaryota; Viridiplantae; Streptophyta; Magnoliopsida; Sapindales; Anacardiaceae.